AUGGUAAUGGAGCUAGCAAAGAAAAGGAAGGCUACGAUGCUCGACAAAUCGGGGAUGCUGGUCUUCAUUGAAGUGUGGAAGGACAAUAUUCUGUCCCUUCGGAGCACUUCCAAGAACUCCCACAACUACAAGCAAAUGUGUGAGGAGCUGAAAGGCCACGGCGUUAUACUUACGGCGGUCGAAUUGAAAAACCGGAUCAAUAAUCUCUCUCGGAAGUACAGCACUCGCGAUUUGAUGGAUGAGGUGAUUGGUUCCGAUGAUGACUACUGCGAUGCUGAGUAUUUAGAUGAAGCGUACAACCCGGAGAACGACACAUUCGCUCAAUCUAUGUUUAUGUCACCUUCUGCGCCGACAUCAUCAGUAUCAUCGCCAUCAUCAAGCCGCAGGCAUUCCGCUCCUAAAAAGAGAAAACAAAAUGUGCAGGAAAAAUUGUUGGAAUUGGCUAUAAAAUAA
Molecule: messenger RNA, 453 nt
Organism: Toxorhynchites rutilus septentrionalis
Lineage: Eukaryota; Metazoa; Arthropoda; Insecta; Diptera; Culicidae
Exons: 3
Coding region: 1-453 (150 amino acids)
Biological process (GO): positive regulation of DNA-templated transcription
Cellular component (GO): nuclear body
Source: RefSeq, a predicted model, not a curated record